Messenger RNA from Branchiostoma floridae (Florida lancelet), 2569 nucleotides. Its product is annotated as DBH-like monooxygenase protein 1 homolog. The transcript is spliced from 11 exons. Gene Ontology annotation, molecular function: copper ion binding; dopamine beta-monooxygenase activity. Lineage: Eukaryota; Metazoa; Chordata; Leptocardii; Amphioxiformes; Branchiostomatidae. The record is from RefSeq and is a predicted model, not a curated record. Gene Ontology annotation, biological process: octopamine biosynthetic process; dopamine catabolic process; norepinephrine biosynthetic process. The coding region runs from base 94 to 2061 and encodes 655 amino acids. Gene Ontology annotation, cellular component: secretory granule membrane.
ACUUACGUGCACUGGAUUUACGACACACCUGCAUAGAAAGAGAAGGAGGUGCUUGAUAUACACUGCCGUGAACACAACUUCUUCUACUGUAGAAUGGAGACAACAGUCUGUGGUUCGUUUGUUCUAGUUUUAGCUGCUUUUGUCUUUUCUGGGCAACAUGUCGUUGCUGAGAAUGGCUUCACCCACCACGAGGCUCUGGACGAAGAAGGGAAGUUUCAACUGUUGUGGAAGUUUGACGACGAGAAGAUCGAGUUUGAGGCCCAGGUGCAGACGACAGGAUGGGUCGGCUUGGGUCUGUCCCCGAACGGAGGUAUGCCGGGAUCAGACAUCGCUAUCGGAUGGGUCAAAGACGGGACUGCGCAUCUAACGGAUCGGUUUGCGGAAGCAAAGACACAGCCCCCUGUGGACGAGAGUCAGGACUGGGAGCUGGCGUCUGGGAACGAGAACGGGACUCACACCAUCCUGAGGUUCAGCAGGAAGCUGACGACGUGUGACGACAAAGAUCGCGUCAUCAACGAGGACACCAUGCGAGUUCUGUGGGCAUGGCAUGACGACGACCCCGAGGACGAGUCUGGUGUGAGCGGCCCGGCCUACCACGGGGCCAACAGGGGAGCCAGAAGCACUGUCCUUCUCAGUAACAUCAUCGCACCGCCAAACUUUCAGGAAACAAACAUCACAACAGUUGACCUCUUGAUGAAUAACGUCUCCGUUCCUGAACAGGACACAGUAUACUGGUGCCGUGUGUUCCAGCUGCCAGAACUCCCCAGCAAACACCACAUGAUAAAGUACGAACCCAUCAUCACCCCUGGUAACGAAGGCGUGGUUCAUCAUCUGCUGAUCUACAGCUGUCCGGCAGACCAAAGCGUCACUUUUCUGCCAGAGGAACAUCCGGGACAUCGGUGCUACUCUCCCAACAUGCCUUGGGACUGGUACGCAUGUUAUGGCGGAAGCCUUGUGGCGGCAUGGGCGAUUGGGGCUGAGGGUAUUGCGUUUCCUGAACACGUUGGGUUCCCAAUCGGUGGCGCAGACGACAGCCGCUAUGUACUGGUAGAGAUGCACUACGACAACCCUCACCUGGCAUCAGGAAUACGUGACAGUUCGGGACUGAGACUGACGCUCACGCCUGAGCUGAGGGACAACGACCUCGGCAUCCUGGAGGUCGGCGUGAUGGUGACCAAACUCCACGUGGUCCCGCCUCGCGCCGAGGGGUUCGUGUCCGCCGGAUUCUGCAACACAAAUUGUUUGAACGCGUUCCUGGAAGAGCUGGGAGAGCCCAUCCACAUCAUUGGCCUUGAACUUCACUCCCAUCUACUGGGGGUGAAGAUGAGCGCCAGGCUGAUCCAUAACGGCACGGAGACUGAGAUCGCACGGGACGACAACUACGACUUCAACCUGCAGUUCUUCAGGAUGCUGAAACAGGAAAUCACCGUCUAUCCGGGUGAUACCCUGCUUACAGAAUGUACUUACCGCUCCACGCAAAAGGACGAGAUUACAUUUGGUGGACCAGGAACACCAGAUGAAAUGUGCGAGACCUUCUUCCUGUACUACCCGAGGUUCAACCUGACCUUCUGUGACAGUCUGCCUAACUUGUUCAGCACUGCUAGCUUCGCUGGAGUGGAGGACUUCGACUAUACUGGCGGCCAACGCGGUGAGAUUGUCAUCAAGGCACCGGAGCGCCUGGUCAACAAGUCGUUCGAAGAGGUGAUGGAGGAAGUGCCGUGGACGGACGAGAAAGCACGAGACUUCUCCAAGUCGCUUCUGGAUAGCCCACUGCCCUUCCACACCAGCUGUAGGGCCACCUACCAGACCGCCGUCAACACUGGCGAGUUGAGCGACUCAGCCCCCUUCCCGCGCGGAAACCGGACCGUCCCCGAUGACAUCUGUAGCGGGAGGACCCCGUCCGGGCAGGCAACCACCCGCGUACCGGCGGUAGGGACGGGCCCUGGGCAGGCAACGACCCGUGCGCCUGUGGUCGGGGAUGGUUCCGGAGCAUCGCGUUCCGGCCUGCCUGCAGUGACAGCCAUCGUCUGCAUGGUGGCGCUUGCCCUCAUCACCGUGUAGAAACCGUAACACAAGUGUUACAAACAAACCAUGCUGGUUUUGUUUGGCAGUGACAAGUUUUUUAAAUCAUUUUCUAUGGGAAGUUUAUAUUUUGGUACGUAACGGUGUAAAUAUGGAAAAAGAAUUAUCACAUUUUGAGGUUUUAAGUUCAUGAGCUUUAAUUUAAAGUUUAUACAGUGGGUGUUUCAUCUAUCUAAUGUUGAAUACACAGCACCAUCAAUAGACCCAUUUCCUGUGCUGGCGGCCAUUUUGAAGAGUCAUUGUUUGUGGCCGUGCAUGUAAAUCAGUUCUUUUCUACAGAAUGCUUUUUAAAGUUCAAUAUAAUUGUUUGUUAAAGGUAUUUUGAUGAUUGUUUGAUUCUUUACUGGAACAUUAUUGUGUUGGUGUGUGACACGAUGUAAGUUAAAUGUAAAAGUUAUAUGGAAUAUACUUUGCAUCGUUGCGAUAAUGUUGUAUAGAGAUACUUUUGUCAAUAUCUAUAAAUGGAGAGAUACUAUUUUUAGAAUCA